AUGUCUUCGCUUGCUCAGGACGUUUUGGUCGGCGGAAGCAUUGUGACUUAUCUUCGUCUCGGAGGAAGACCAACAGUGGGGCUUCUUGUGGCUACACUUUAUGCUCUUUACAGAAUAGGAAUACAGGAUUCUGAUGAUAUUUCAGAAGAAAGACAAGAUCAAAAUGAUAAAGAGAAUGUAAAGGCCUUAAAGAAUCUUAAGAAGAGCACGGGUGAGGAAAAAGGGCAAAAAUUAAGGUAUAUAAAAGUGAACAAUAAGCUCCAACUUGUGAGAGGUUCUGGUCUUGAGGAGGAAGCGAAUGCGCUCAAGAAUACGGUUGCCGUGGAUUUCACAAAGUCAUUUAGUCCGGCGUCCAACACAUCGAAUAUUGAUAGUACUAAAGCUUCUGGAAAACCUAGACGAAGAAAAGGCCCAAAGAUCAUAAGGAAGCAAGAAUUGCCAAAGCGCCUGCCACGUUUAGUGAAAAAUAAUACCAAUCUUCUGGAAUCUAAUAUCUUCAUCUUUUAUUCCUCAUUAACUGGAUCAUCGGAAAGAACUGCAAAAUAUCUCCAUAAUAUGCUUAGCAUAAAUAAAUCUGUGAAAAAUGAGUCAAGAUUGGUUAACAUUGAUGACGAUAUUGAUGAUUUGGAUGAGUACUUUUUGAAUGUUCCUCGUGAUAUUGAUAAUAUCCUCUAUGUUAUGGUUUUGCCAUCCUAUGAAACAGAUUCUCCGAUUGACUUUUUCUUACAGACUUUGGAAGAAAAUGCUAACGAUUUCAGAAUUGACAGUUAUCCUUUGAAAGAAAAGAUUCUUGGUUAUUCCGUGAUUGGGAUUGGUGACCGUGAACAUUAUCCAAAUAAAUUUUGUUAUCAAGCAACUGAAACAGAUAAGUACUUGUUUAAAUUAGGAGCUAGAAGAAUUUUCCCUCUUGGAAAAUUCUGUAUCAAGAAUGAUAAGGAUGAGAAAAUUCGCGAAUGGUGUGAUCUCUAUGUUGAUUCUUUAACUGAUAAUGAUGCAAUGAUAUUGGACGAUAAUGAAUACUUCGAAGAAGAUGAUGAAGAUUAUGAUAUUAAUGGAUCUAAUAGUGAGAGUGAAAAUUCUGGUGAAGGCUCAACAUUAGUAGAUAUCGAAGAAAUGGGAAACAUGAUGCAAAAAUCAAAUAAUGGAAGUGAGACUGAAACUGAGGUGAGAGAAGUGAAAGAAAUGGUUGCCAAAGAUUCCCCAACUUACAAAUCCCUUACAAAGCAAGGUUAUACCGUGGUUGGAUCACAUUCCGGGGUGAAGAUUUGUCGUUGGACCAAGUCUGCCCUUAGAAACCGUGGUUCAUGUUAUAAAUUUGCCUUUUAUGGUAUCCGCUCUCAUUUGUGUAUGGAAACAACCCCAUCAUUGUCAUGUUCUAACAAAUGUGUUUUCUGCUGGAGACACGGGACUAACCCAGUAGGUACCAAUUGGAGAUGGCAAGUAGAUGGACCGGAAGAAAUUUUAAAUGGUGCAAUGGAAGGCCAUUAUAAAAAGAUCAAACAAAUGAGGGGUGUUCCGGGUAUUAAUUCGGAAAGAUUCCAGGAAGCUUUUAGGAUCAGACACUGUGCAUUAUCAUUGGUUGGUGAACCUAUUUUCUAUCCAUAUAUCAAUGAGUUCGUUGGUAUGUUACAUGAAAAGGAAAUUUCCAGUUUCUUGGUAUGUAAUGCCCAACAUCCAGAACAAUUGCGGAAUUUAAAGAAAGUAACACAAUUGUAUGUGUCCAUUGAUGCCCCAACAAAGACAGAUUUAAAGAAGGUUGAUAGACCUUUGUUCAAGGAUUUCUGGGAAAGAUUGAACUCAUGUUUGGAUAUAUUGAAUACUGUCCAAUCCCACCAAAGAACUGUUUUCAGAUUGACCCUUGUCAAGGGUUUCAACAUGAGUGAAGUUGAUAAAUAUGCUGACUUAAUUACAAAAGCCAAUCCAUCAUUGAUUGAAAUUAAGGGCGCUACAUUCUGUGGCUCUUCUUCCGGUAACGGUAACCCAUUAACUAUGCAAAACAUUCCAUUCUACGAAGAAUGUAAAAACUUUGUCAUUGCAUUGAAUGAUGAAUUGGCCAAAAGGAAUGCGACGUAUGGUAUUGCGGCAGAGCAUGCACAUUCAUGUUGUAUCUUGGUUGGUCAUACAAAAUAUAAAAUUGAUGGUAAAUGGCAUACACAUAUCAAUUAUGACAAGUUCUUUGAAUUAUUGAGAACUAAGGGUGAUGACUUUGACGAAAUGGAUUAUGUUAGUGAGACUCCAAGCUGGGCGUACUGGGGAUCUGAAGAGGCUGGUUUCAAUCCUGCUGAUGUGAAAUAUGACAGAAAAGAAGAGAAGUUGAAAAAAAAAUUGGCCAGAGAAAAAGCACAACAGGAAGCCACUCUCAAGGAGAUUGAAAUGAACGCGGUAUCUAUAUAG
Messenger RNA from Saccharomycopsis crataegensis, 2394 nucleotides. RefSeq names its product putative tRNA 4-demethylwyosine synthase (gene TYW1). The transcript has a single exon. Gene Ontology annotation, biological process: wybutosine biosynthetic process. Lineage: Eukaryota; Fungi; Ascomycota; Saccharomycetes; Ascoideales; Saccharomycopsidaceae. Bases 1 to 2394 code for a protein of 797 amino acids. The record is from RefSeq and is a predicted model, not a curated record. Gene Ontology annotation, molecular function: catalytic activity; 4 iron, 4 sulfur cluster binding; FMN binding.